CGUGGACUUCUUUCGGCAACGCAAACUCAACGAAGGAGUCUUAGAGAAGUUGAAGAUAUCAUUGCUGUCCGUGAAUGCACUGCUUGAAGACGCGGAGGAAAAACAACUUACAAAGCCUGCUGUGAAACUGUGGCUCGAUGACUUGAAAGAUGUUGUCUAUGAUGCAGAAGACACCUUGGACGAGAUAGCCACCGAAGCCUUGCAACAUAAGUUGGAUGUUGAAUUCCAAACCACUUCAAGUAAGGUACACAACUCUAUCUCUAAGUUUCUUAGUAAUUUUAACAAAGAGAACCAAAAGAUAAAAGAGCUACUUGACAAACUAGAAUAUUUAGUUAGACAAAAGGAUGUUCUAGGUCUGAAAGAAGGUUCUGGAGGAGAAUCAGUAAAGAGACGCGCCAGCACUUCUUUGGUUGAAGAAUCUGGUAUUUUUGGUAGGGAUGAUGAUAAGGAAAAAAUAAUAAACUUGUUACUCUCAAAUGAUGCAAGCAGCAAUGAAAAUUUGUGUGUGAUUCCCAUAGUGGGCAUGGGGGGAAUUGGCAAGACCACCCUUGCUCAGCUUGUAUACAAGGACAAUAGGGUGAAGGAACAUUUUGACCUUCAAUCAUGGGUAUGUGUUUCAGAUGAUUUUGAUGUGUUUGGGGUAACUAAAACAGUUCUAGAGUCAGUGACGUCGUCAACUUGUGAUAUAAAGGAUCUAAAUCUGCUUCAAGUUAAACUACAACAGAAAUUGAUGGGGAAGAAAUUCCUACUUGUUUUAGAUGAUGUUUGGAAUGAGAAUUAUGCUGAUUGGGAGAUCUUAAGUAAUCCUUUUAAAAUUGGGGCACCAGGAAGUAUAGUAAUUGUAACCACACGCAGUUGCAAUGUUGCAUCAAUCAUGAACGCUCUUCCAAUUGAUCGUUUAAAGCCGUUAGUCGAAGGAGAUUGUUGGUCACUAUUUGCAAAAUAUGCAUUCCAUGAUGACGAAUUUGAUGCACGUCGAGAGCUAGAAGUAAUAGGUAGACAAAUUGUGAAAAAAUGUGAAGGUCUACCUUUAGCAGCAAAGACAAUUGGGGGUCUCUUGCGUUCUAAACCAGAUGUUGAUGAAUGGGAGAGGAUAUUGAAGAGUGAAUUAUGGGAUUCGUCAUUUGAAAAGACAAAUAUUCUUCCGGCUCUAAGAUUAAGUUACAAAUAUCUUCCAUCACAUUUGAAACAAUGUUUUGCUUAUUGUUCAAUAUUUCCCAAGGAUUGUGUUUUAGUAAAAGAUGAAAUAGUCUUAUUAUGGAUGGCAGAAGGUUUCUUAGCAGAAACUAGAAACAAAAGAAUGGAAGAGGUUGGUGAAGAUUACUUCCUUGAUUUGGCAUCAAGAUCAUUGUUGGAACAAUCAAGUGGCAAUAAAUCAAGUUUUGUAAUGCAUGAUCUUGUCAACGACUUGGCAAAAUUUGUGUCUGGGCAAUUUACCUUUAGAUUGGAGGUUGACAAUUCUCCCGAAAUUGUGAACAGGAUUCGUCAUUUGUCGUAUUUUAGAAACGAAUUUGAUAACUUUAAGAAGUUUGAGGAUCUUUACGAGGCUACUCGAUUGCACACAUUCUUGCCAUUGGAGCUGUUGCCAUCGAAUAAUUCCUACUUCUACUUAACAAAAAAAGUACCACUUGACUUAUUGCCAAAUCUAAGCUCAUUGCGGGUGCUCUCUUUAUCUCACUAUCAAAAUAUGACUGAGUUACCUGAAUUAAUUGGCAAAAUUAAGCAUUUACGUUAUUUGAACAUUUCUUCCACUGCAAUUCGAAGGUUGCCUGAUUCCGUGUGUAAGUUAUGCAAUUUGCAAACAUUAAAUUUAUCAGGUUGUAAAGAUCUUUCGGUAUUACCAAGAGAUAUGCGGAAACUCGUUAAUUUACGUCAUCUUGAUAUUACUGGAACUGUCAUAAAGGAGAUGCCAAUGCAGUUGAGUAGACUAAAAUGUUUACAAACAUUAACUAAAUUUAUCAUUAGCAAACAAAAUGGGGCUUGCAUUGAAGAGUUGGGAAAACUUGCAAAUCUUCGAGGAAGGCUUUCUAUUUUAGAGCUCCAAAACGUUGUACCUCCUACUGAUGCUUUGAAAGCAUGCUUGAAUGAUAGAAAGUACCUUGAAGAGUUGGUGUUGGAAUGGAAUGCAUUGGAUACUAAUAUUUCAGAAUAUCAAAGAUCUGUACUUCACAAUCUCCGGCCCCAUAGUAACUUGAAAAGUCUCACUAUCAACAACUAUGGCGCCGGAAGUUUUCCAGAUUGGGUUGGGGAUCAUUCAUUCUCUAACAUAACUUUCCUACGCCUAGAAAACUGUAAUCAUUGUCGCAACUUGCCACCACUUGGGCAGCUAUCCUCUUUGCAGGGCCUCUUUGUCAUUGGGUUUGAAGAAGUUGUUAAAGUGAAAAUUGAGUUUUAUGGCAGCAAUUCUUCAUCAGUUCGGCCAUUUGGAGCCUUGAAAGUUCUAAGGUUCGAGAAAAUGUUGAAGUGGGAGAAAUGGUCUUCUUUUGUUGCUGAAAACGAAGGCGGAGUUUUUUCUCAGCUUGAAGAGCUUUACAUUGACAACUGCCCUAAGUUGACAGGGCGGCUGCCGGUCGAUCUUCCUUCUUUAGCAAAGCUUGAUAUUCGCAAAUGUCCGCAGCUGGUGGAUUCACUCCCGAGGGCUCCUUCUUUACUUGAAUUGCGAGUAUUACAUUGCAAAGAGUUUCUGUUGAGGGGGUUGCCAACCGGAUUGCAAAAGCUCAAUGUUGGAGGAUUUGGCCCACUGAAGUCCCUUCCCCGGGGACUGGUGGACUGCAACAGCAAUCUUCAGGAGUUAGCCAUCUCAAACUGUAACAUGUUUAGGCUCCCUAGACUGCCAAACUUUUCAUCCCUUGAAACGUUGCGGUUGGACGGCUGUGAUUCACUCAAGUCAUUUCCAUUAGAUUUAAUCCCAAAUCUUUUUUCUAUCAAAAUCUCCGGGUGUAAGAAUCUGGAAUCGUUUACAGCUUCAGAACAUCGUGGACGUGGUUUGAUGACCGUGCGUUUCUUCAUCAACAAUUGCCCAAAUUUUGCAUCUUUUCCAAGAGGAGGAGUUCGUGCCCCCGACCUCACAUUCUUCUGGGUCCAAAGUUGUCGGAGUCUGACGUCACUGCCGGAGAAGAUGGAUGUACUCAUGCCUUCUCUCAAGUCUUUCUAUUUAAUUGAUUGCCCAGAAGUUGAAUCGUUGCCCAGAGGGGGAUUUCCUUCAAAUCUGGAACUUAUCAACGUCCAGAGUUGUGAAAAACUCUUCGCCGGUCGGACGAGAUGGGGUUUGCAGAAUCUCCCGUCUCUUGUAAAUUUGUAUGUCGGUGGAAAAUCUGAAGAUGUGCGGUCUUUUCCAGAGCCGGGGUUGCUGCCUUCUUCUUUGACUUUUCUCGAUAUCUCUCAAUUUCAAAAUAUGAAAUAUUUGGAGAAGAAAGGGCUUCAACACCUCACGUCUCUUCAAGGGUUGACACUCCAUGACUGCCCCAAGCUCAAGCACGUGCCAGUGAAGGAUUUGCCUGCGUCGCUUUCCACCAUACGGAUCUACGCAUGCCCUUUGUUGAAGAAACGGUGGCUAAGCGGCCAUAAGGUUCCUGCCGUCGAUCACAUUGAGAUUGAUUGUGAAGAAUAUAUUGAAUGACCCAAAAGCCUCCUCUGUUCUGCUCAUCGAUCGCGCAUAAAUGUUGACAAGGGUGUCAUUUCACCAAAUAAUUUAGAAGUUCGAAGAACUUGGUGGCAAUUGCAAGAAGAAGAGGCAGGCAAAUA
This is a messenger RNA of Corylus avellana, 3744 nucleotides long. Its product is annotated as putative disease resistance RPP13-like protein 1. Gene Ontology annotation, molecular function: ADP binding. Lineage: Eukaryota; Viridiplantae; Streptophyta; Magnoliopsida; Fagales; Betulaceae. The record is from RefSeq and is a predicted model, not a curated record.